Messenger RNA from Neopsephotus bourkii (Bourke's parrot), 1539 nucleotides. It is a transcript of the gene CNIH4, whose product is annotated as cornichon family AMPA receptor auxiliary protein 4. Gene Ontology annotation, biological process: endoplasmic reticulum to Golgi vesicle-mediated transport. The record is from RefSeq and is a predicted model, not a curated record. The coding region runs from base 115 to 681 and encodes 188 amino acids. NCBI's taxonomy places the organism in Eukaryota, Metazoa, Chordata, Aves, Psittaciformes, Psittacidae. The transcript is spliced from 5 exons. Gene Ontology annotation, cellular component: COPII-coated ER to Golgi transport vesicle; endoplasmic reticulum membrane.
GCUGAGGAGAGCAGGCGGAGACUCCAUUUCCCAGCAUGCUAGGCGGCACUGCGUGGGCCUGUCCGGGCGGGGUACAGAGCGUACGGCGGCCGGGAGGGCGGCGGCCGAGGCGGGAUGGAGUCGGUGGUCUUCAUCUUCUCGCUCAUUGACUGCUGUGCCCUCAUCUUCCUUUCCGUCUACUUCAUAAUUACGCUAUCAGAUUUGGAAUGUGACUACAUUAACGCUAGAUCGUGCUGCUCAAAACUCAAUAAAUGGGUGGUGCCUGAAGUGAUUGGCCAUGCUGUUGUAACAGUAUUAAUGCUUAUUUCAUUGCACUGGUUCAUCUUUCUCCUUAAUUUGCCAGUAGCAACAUGGAAUAUAUAUAGGUACAUUAUGGUGCCAUGUGGAAACAUGGGGGUAUUUGACCCCACAGAGAUCCACAACCGAGGACAACUGAAAUCACACAUGAAGGAAGCCAUGAUUAAACUAGGCUUUCAUCUGCUGUGUUUCUUCAUGUACCUUUACAGAUCUAUGUUCUCAGAAGCCACGUUUGCAACAAUUCAGUUCAAAUCGAGAACGUCAUCAAUUUCAACUACUGCUCAGUACAUUUUAGACAAUGAAGAUAAAAAAGAACAAAUAAAGGAGGGACAAAAAGGACUGGUGCACUGUAGUAUUUACAUCUACACAUGCACAUCUGUAUAGCUCAACAGAAAUCCUGAACUUUUGGAUCUUUAACCUUGGUCCACCAUGAAAAGCAGUUCACGCUGGACUGGAGGUGCUGUCCUUCAGUCAUAUUCCACUAUGUCAGGCCAAAGAGUGAAAUAUGGGUUUAUUUUAGACAUACUGCUAUCCUUUCCUGGAAAAUAUCAAGUAAGUACCCUGGCCAACCUUAUUUCCUCACAGUUUUGAGUUACACAGUACUAACAGUGACUGUUUACAUACUUCAAGUGUAAUUUUUAGCCCCGCCAUAGCUUGAAUCUUAAGUGACCUCCAUGGGCAGUGAUGGCACUACAUCAGUGACAGAACUGAACCAAUUCCAGAUAUAAACCAUUACUGAUUUCUGUUCUUACCACAGACAGUUGAAUAAAAACAAACCACAAAGCAUUUGAUUGCCAAGAAACCCUACCAGACUAUGUCAACAACUGCUUAAUUUGAGACUACUCUGUCCAUAAUUAAGAGAAUGACUCUACUGAAAUUAAAAUAACCUCACCACACCUAUAUCUUCAACAUACAAGUGAAGCUGUUACUCGCCAGAAGUAUUUUUGAUCCAAACCAUAGGCUUAAGCAUAAUACCACAAAAACAAAAAGCCUCAAGAACACCCCACCUACUUCUAAUUAGAACUGUGCAGAUGCUUUGCUUCAGAGGAACAACACAAGAAUCAUUAAUGCUUUCUACUGCUACCAUCCUCUCAGAAGAUUCUGCUAGCACACAAUUAUUUCUUGAAGUAUGCCACAAUCCCAGGGCUCCUGAAACUUAUUUAAAGAACCAGUUUGCUUGCUUUCGUGACAGUUGCUACCAUCAUCAUAGUUAUAAAAGUGAGGUACAGGAAGGAUACAAUG